Pelecanus crispus (Dalmatian pelican) is the source of this 604-nucleotide messenger RNA. Lineage: Eukaryota; Metazoa; Chordata; Aves; Pelecaniformes; Pelecanidae. The record is from RefSeq and is a predicted model, not a curated record.
AUGCCAAUAGAAAGUGGAAGUUGUGCAUCUGCUCGCCAAGCAAAGCAGAAACGUAAAUCGCACAGUCUUUCAAUCCGAAGAACCAACAGUUCUGAGCAAGAACGGGCAGGACUGCAGAGAGACAUGUUGGAAGGGCAGGAUUCCAAACUACCAUCUUCUGUCCGGAAUACACUCCUUGAACUUUUUGGACAAAUAGAGCGGGAGUUUGAAAACCUGUAUAUUGAAAACUUGGAGUUGCGCAGAGAGAUUGAUACACUGAAUGAGCGUUUAGCAGCCGAAGGACAGACAAUUGAUGGAGCUGAACUGAGCAAAGGACAACUGAAAACAAAAGCCAGUCAUAGUACCAGUCAGCUUUCUCAGAAAUUAAAGACAACUUACAAGGCAUCUACUAGCAAGAUUGUAUCCAGUUUUAAAACUACAACAUCAAGGGCAAUCUGUCAACUGGUAAAGGAAUAUGUUGGCCACAGGGAUGGUAUUUGGGAUGUCAGUGUCGCGAAAACUCAACCAGUGGUGUUGGGAACUGCAUCUGCUGAUCACACUGCUUUGCUGUGGAGCAUAGAAACAGGGAAGUGCCUUGUCAAGUAUGUAGGGCAUGUUGGAUCAG